Messenger RNA from Rangifer tarandus platyrhynchus (Svalbard reindeer), 3756 nucleotides. NCBI's taxonomy places the organism in Eukaryota, Metazoa, Chordata, Mammalia, Artiodactyla, Cervidae. The record is from the annotation of a GenBank genome assembly.
AUGAGUACAGAAAGAGACUCAGAAACAACGUUUGAUGAGGAUUCUCAGCCUAAUGAUGAAGUGGUUCCCUACAGUGAUGAUGAAACAGAAGAUGAGCUUGAUGACCAGGAACCUGCGGUGGAACCACAGCAGAAUCGGGUUAACAAGGAAGCGGAGGAAACCCGGGAGCCGUUCAAAAAAGACUGUACGUGGCAAGUCAAAGCCAAUGAUCGGCGCUUCCAUGAACAACCUCAGUUUAUGAACACAGUAUUCUUUUGCAUUAAGGAGAGCAAAUAUGCGAAUAACGCAAUUAAAACAUACAAGUACAAUGCGUUGACCUUUCUACCAAUGAAUUUGUUUGAGCAAUUUAAGAGAGCGGCCAAUUUCUACUUCCUGGUCCUUCUCAUCUUACAGGCAAUCCCUCAAAUCUCAACCCUGGCGUGGUACACCACGCUGGUGCCCUUGCUUGUGGUACUGGGCAUCACGGCCAUCAAAGACCUCGUGGAUGACGUGGCGCGCCAUAAAAUGGACAAGGAAGUCAACAACAGGACGUGUGAGGUCGUUAAGGAUGGCAGGUUCAAAGUUGCCAAGUGGAAAGACAUUCAAGUCGGAGAUGUCAUCCGCCUGAAAAAAAACGACUUCAUCCCAGCUGACAUCCUGCUGCUGUCGAGCUCUGAACCUAACAGCCUCUGCUACGUGGAAACGGCCGAACUGGAUGGAGAAACCAACUUAAAGUUCAAAAUGGCACUUGAAGUCACACACCAAUAUCUCCAAGAAGAGAAUUCAUUGGCAGCAUUUGAUGGUUUUAUUGAAUGUGAGGAACCGAAUAACCGGCUAGAUAAGUUCACAGGAACACUAUUUUGGAAAAACACAAGUUUUCCUUUGGACGCUGAUAAAAUUUUGUUACGUGGUUGUGUCAUCAGGAACACCGAUUUCUGCCAUGGAUUGGUCAUUUUUGCAGGUGCUGACUCUAAAAUAAUGAAGAAUAGUGGGAAAACCAGAUUUAAAAGAACUAAAAUUGAUUACUUGAUGAACUACAUGGUCUAUACGAUCUUUGUUGUUCUCAUCUUGCUUUCUGCGGGUCUUGCCAUCGGCCACGCUUACUGGGAAGCUCAAGUUGGCAAUUUUUCCUGGUACCUCUAUGAUGGAGAAGACUCUGCGCCCUCCUACCGUGGAUUCCUAAAUUUCUGGGGCUACAUCAUUGUUCUCAACACCCUGGUGCCCAUCUCUCUCUAUGUCAGUGUGGAGGUGAUUCGUCUUGGCCAGAGUUACUUCAUCAACUGGGACCUGCAGAUGUACUAUCCUGAGAAGGACACACCCGCGAAGGCGAGAACCACCACGCUGAAUGAGCAGCUCGGGCAGAUCCAUUACAUCUUCUCGGACAAGACAGGGACCCUCACGCAGAACGUCAUGACCUUUAAGAAGUGCUGCAUCAACGGGCAGAUUUACGGAGACCAUCGAGAUGCUUCUCAGAACAGUCACAGCAAAAUAGAGCCAGUGGAUUUUAGCUGGAAUACGUUCGCCGAUGGGAAGCUUGCAUUUUACGACCAUUAUCUCAUUGAGCAAAUCCAGUCGGGGAAGGAGCCAGAGGUGCAGCAGUUCUUCUUCCUGCUGGCAGUAUGUCACACGGUCAUGGCGGACAGGCUCGAUGGUCAACUCAACUACCAGGCGGCCUCUCCUGACGAGGGUGCUCUCGUAAGCGCCGCCAGGAACUUCGGCUUUGUCUUCCUCGCCAGGACCCAGAACACGAUCACCAUCAGUGAGCUGGGCACAGAGAGGACCUACCAUGUUCUCGCCCUUUUAGACUUCAACAGUGACCGGAAGCGGAUGUCUAUAAUUGUAAGAACCCCGGAAGGCAACAUCAGGCUUUACUGUAAGGGUGCCGACAUUGUGAUUUAUGAACGGUUACAUCGAACGAAUCCUACGAAACAAGAAACGCAGGAUGCCCUGGAUAUCUUUGCAAGUGAGACUCUUAGAACACUGUGCCUUUGCUAUAAGGAAAUUGAAGAAAAAGAAUUUGAAGAAUGGAAUAAAAAGUUUAUGGCUGCCAGUAUAGCCUCAACCAACCGGGACGAAGCUCUGGAUAAAGUAUAUGAGGAGAUUGAAAAAGAUUUAAUUCUAUUAGGAGCAACAGCUAUUGAAGACAAGCUACAAGAUGGAGUCCCAGAAACCAUUUCAAAACUUUCAAAAGCUGACAUUAAGAUCUGGGUGCUCACUGGAGACAAAAAGGAAACUGCUGAAAAUAUAGGAUUUGCCUGUGAACUUCUUACUGAAGAUACCACUAUCUGCUAUGGGGAAGAUAUCAGCGCUCUUCUUCAUACAAGGAUGGAAAACCAGAGGAACAGAGGGGGAGUCUAUGCAAAAUUUGUACCCCAAGUGUAUGAACCGUUUUUUCCGUCUGGUGGGAACCGUGCCUUGAUAAUCACUGGCUCUUGGUUGAAUGAAAUCCUUCUCGAGAAAAAGUCCAAGAGAAGCAAGAUUCUGAAGCUGAAGUUCCCCAGGACGGAAGAGGAGAGGCGCCUGCGGACUCAGAGCAUGAGGAAGCUGGAGGUGAAGAAGGAGCAGCAGCAGCAGAACUUCGUGGACCUGGCCUGCGAGUGCAGCGCGGUCAUCUGCUGCCGCGUCACCCCCAAGCAGAAGGCCAUGGUGGUGGACCUGGUGAAGCGGUACAAGAAGGCCAUCACGCUGGCCAUCGGGGAUGGCGCCAACGACGUCAACAUGAUCAAAACUGCCCACAUCGGUGUUGGAAUAAGUGGACAAGAAGGCAUGCAAGCUGUCAUGUCCAGUGACUACUCCUUUGCACAGUUCAGAUACCUGCAGAGACUGCUCUUGGUGCAUGGCCGGUGGUCUUACAUAAGGAUGUGCAAGUUCCUGCGAUACUUCUUCUAUAAAAACUUUGCAUUUACUUUGGUUCAUUUCUGGUACUCCUUCUUCAAUGGGUACUCUGCACAGACCGCGUACGAAGACUGGUUCAUCACCCUCUACAACGUGCUCUACUCCAGCCUACCCGUGCUCCUCAUGGGGCUGCUUGACCAGGACGUGAGUGACAAGCUGAGCCUCCGCUUCCCCGGCUUAUACGUGGUGGGACAGAGGGACCUGCUCUUCAACUACAGGAGAUUCUUCGUCAGUUUGCUGCACGGGGCUUUAACGUCGCUGGUCCUCUUCUUCAUACCUUACGGCGCCUACACGCAGACCAUGGGGCAGGACGGAGAGGCGCCCUCGGACUACCAGUCUUUCGCGGUGACGAUCGCCUCUGCUCUCAUAAUAACAGUCAACUUCCAGAUUGGCUUGGAUACUUCUUAUUGGACUUUUGUGAAUGCUUUUUCAAUUUUUGGAAGCAUUGCACUUUAUUUUGGCAUCAUGUUUGACUUUCAUAGUGCUGGGAUACAUGUUCUUUUUCCAUCUGCAUUUCAAUUUACAGGCACAGCUUCAAAUGCUCUGAGACAGCCGUAUAUUUGGUUGACCAUCAUCUUGACCGUUGCUGUGUGCCUGCUGCCCGUUAUUGCCAUUCGUUUCUUGUCAAUGACCAUCUGGCCAUCAGAAAGCGAUAAGAUUCAGAAGCACCGCAAGCAGCUAAAAGCCGAAACGCAGUGGCAGCGGCGCCAGCACGUGUUCCGCCGGGACGUGUCCACGCGGCGCUCGGCCUACGCCUUCUCGCACCAGCGCGGCUACGCCGACCUCAUCUCCUCGGGCCGCAGCAUCCGCAAGAAGCGCUCGCCCCUGGACGGGGUCAUCGCCGACGGGUCGGCGGAGUACCGGCGCACCGCCGAGAGCUGA